AGACGAUUUUAUUCCCAAGUUCGCAUCUCGUUUGUUGAUGUUUGAUCCAGGUUUUGAUUUCGCAAACACCUGACUGUGUAAUUUAAUUUUGUUUCUCAUGUACUCUUUCACAUUUUAAUGUCUUAUCAUACUGUCGUGUAAGUUACACGACUUUCUCUUUCCAAAGACGAAAUAAGCAAUAAUAAUUCCACUUCAAUUGGUUGUGAAUAAUUUCGACCUCCUUCAGAUUUCAGCGGUCAAAUAAGAAACAGGAUGAAGAAGAAGAAGCCUGCCCCAAAAUCUGUGAGCGCCCAAAAGGCCAAAGGAAAGUUGGCGCCAAAUUUGCCAAAGAAGGCUCUUUCAAAACCUGCUGUGAGCAAACCAGAACCUGAGGAGACCUUCUGCGUCGGUUGUAAAGCUGAAGGCACCACCCUGGUGCCUCUGCCUAGGGACACAAAUCCUAAAGACCUGUUUCCAGAUUUUGUGAGGGACAAGAGCCGUGGCUGCAUUAGCUGCGUCUACCAUGCCAUUCUGGUGCGCCAAGUGCGAGACGCCAUGUCUUACAAACUUGAUGCGUUCAGCUACGAAAGACAAUGCUGCCUGGUGUGCAAUGUCACCACUGGACUGGUUGCCCUGAAGGAGAUCGAAGGUGCCAGGGAGGCAGUCAGUCACCCCAUCAUCAACGCCCAGAACAUUGAAAAGUACCUCAAAACGCCAUGCAAGCUGUGCACCUGCUGCGCCUACCCUCUGCAGUGGCUGUACCAAACUAUCUUACCAAAGAUCAGCAAGGAGAAAAUUUCACAAAUUUCAACACAGAAACCAAAGCGAGUCCUGUUGCGAGACGAGCCACCAACACCACCUAAACUGGCCCCGAAAAGCAAACCAGCUGAGAAAGUCACCAUAUCAAGAUCUGGAAGGCGUGUGGCCAUCAAAGGAGAAUCUGAUGAUGAUGAAAUUGAGGAGGUCACUGAGAAAGCUGCAACAACAAGAUCUGGUAGGCGUGUGGCCAUCAAAGUAGAAUCCGAAGACAAAGAGGUCACUCAACCGAGGUCAUCAAGAAGUCGCCCCUCAACUUCCAACACCCCCAAGCCAUCUCCGAAGACUCCGUCAAGAAAUGAAAAUUCAAAGCCAGCUCUGAAAAUUGCCAGCAGAGUCCAAACUCCAGCAAACAAAAACACAAAGAAGGUUGAUUUCAGAAAUUCCCCACCCAAGGUCAAGGAAUUCUGGCCAGACGUGGAACUGACGAGGACCAGAACAAGACCAAAUCCUCCUAAGAGGCCAGCAAAGGAGACUGAGGAAGUGGUGCCUGUCAAGAAGGUGAAGGUUGCAGAUCGGUCCACCCGGCUCAGGGCCAGGCAGGCAGUUGCGAUAGCAAAGAAGGCCAAGCAGAAACCUGCCCCAAGUAGAAAGAGGAUCAUUCCCAGGACCUUCAGGCCAAGCGUCAGUCCGCCUCCCCCGAAGACGUCUCACCGAGGAAAGACCGAGUUGCAAGAGAGGGUCUGCGAAACGUGCCAGCAGAUUUUCUACUCUGGAACCGAGUUGGCCCUCCAUGAACUUCGGCACACUGGGAAGGUUCUGCGUCUCAGUUUGGACAAGUUCGAAAUUCCCGAGCCUCUGCAGAAGAUGAAGAAAAGCUUCCUCUUCCAGCAGCCAGUCAACCUCGGCCAACCUGCCCAGGAGGAAAAGGUGGUGGAAAAUCCACAGUUUAAUUUUGGCGAGCCGCAAAUUUUGGCGGAUCCUGCGCUAAUAGAGACCCUGGAGGAAAAAGAAAAGGUCAAGGAAGCACUGGAGAGUUGUGCUGAAGUCGGAAACGAAUUUGAGGACCAGGAAGAAUUCGGCAGCAUGGCCAAGGACGAUUCCGUUGAUUCCACGCAGCAGGUGGUGGGGAACUUGAUUGAUAGUCUGGAGGAAAAACCAAGCAAGACGAGUAAAGAGGAAGAAGAGGACAAAGCUCCUUUGAUCACAAACAUUCUGUCCUUCGACUUCUUCCCUCCAAGCAGCCCAAAGGAAGUGAGAAAAUCCGUUGACAGCUCUGACGAACUCAAGACUCCUCCUCUGACAAGCACCACUGCUUUGGCCUUUGACUUCUUUGGUGCCGAAGCCGAAUCCAGUCCACCGAAAAGCAACUUGUUCAGUCCUCCAGUGGUAGACCCUGAACACGCCCUGAAGGACAGUUCUGUGAACCCCUCUCUUCCUCUCCCAUCAGACUCUGACAAUUCUCUGAUUUUGACGCCUCCAAAGGGAGUUGCUGUUAUUGACGAGAUGUAGAAUGUAGAGAAUCAGAGCUGGACUCAAGUUUAAGGUAUAAUUUUAUUUGUACAUAAUAUUUAAAUGGUAUAUCCAUCCUUUUGUUGAGCAUAAAAAUCUAUAUGCUCGCCUUUGAACAACGGCAUUUAAAAAAAAAAAUAUUGUUAGCGGAAUAAACGGAUUAAAUUUACAAAUUGAAAUCACA
Molecule: messenger RNA, 2431 nt
Organism: Neocloeon triangulifer
Lineage: Eukaryota; Metazoa; Arthropoda; Insecta; Ephemeroptera; Baetidae
Exons: 5
Coding region: 253-2247 (664 amino acids)
Source: RefSeq, a predicted model, not a curated record